Messenger RNA from Mollisia scopiformis, 555 nucleotides. Its product is annotated as carbonic anhydrase. Bases 1 to 555 code for a protein of 184 amino acids. The transcript is spliced from 4 exons. The record is from RefSeq and is a predicted model, not a curated record. Gene Ontology annotation, molecular function: carbonate dehydratase activity; zinc ion binding. NCBI's taxonomy places the organism in Eukaryota, Fungi, Ascomycota, Leotiomycetes, Helotiales, Mollisiaceae.
AUGAAGAUCACCGGUCCUCUCGUCGAGAUGCUAGCUCGCAACAAAUUAUUCGCUCAGAAAUAUCAAUCACCACCUCCCCUUAUGGAGAUGAUCAAGGGGAUGCGCGCCUCCGGAGCUGGUGUCGUCGUCCUGUCUUGCUCAGACCCUCGUCUAAAUCCCUAUCAGGUUUUGGGCAUUGAUCCCACCCUGAAGGCAACUAUGAUUCGUAAUGCUGGAGGAAGAGCAUUCGAUGCUAUCAGAACCAUGGCUGUUCUUCAGACUAUUGGAGCACCUGGAACGAUUGUUGUCAUGCACCAUACUGAUUGUGGUAUGACGCAUUUCCAUGAUUCGGCCAUCAAGACAGCAUUGCUCGAGAUUGCGCCCGAGGCGAAGGCCUCAAUCGAAACUGCCAAGUUUGGAGAGAUCACUGGCUCAAUUGAGGACAGCGUCAGAGAAGACAUCGCUCUCAUCAGAGCUUCUCCCUUGAUCAAGAAGACCACCCAGAUCGUGGGACUCAAAUAUGAUAUCCACAGCGGUGUCCUCACCCAGGUGGAUGAGAACAAGAGCGAGCUGUAG